AAACACAGCAAACCUUUUAACCGUAUUACUCAUAUACUUAAAAUGACGCAACGUUCACUCAAAAAGGAUCAUUUUAAAAUCAGCAGUGAUAACAUUGCUCACUCAGGUGCCAAACAAGCAGUUUUAGCCACACUUUGUUGGCUGUCGGUUAGAGGAAGUUGACUGGCUGAGGUACUUUUACAUGAAUCACAAGUAUGGACAGGAGAGAUCCCUAUAAAGGGACCCUUCAGACCAGGGAAAACAUGAUCCUGUCAGCAUGGAACUCACAGUUGUGAUAUUGUUGGCGAUCGCAGCACACGCUUUAGCAAAACCUCUUGUAUCUGAGGAGGAAGAUGAGGUGUUGUUAGCUAAGAAAUAUCUCAGGAGGUACUAUGGCAUGCCGGCUGGUCUCCAGAGAGCGGGAAAGUCAUCCGAUACCGAUGCCAUGUUUGAGAAGAAGAUUCGAGAGAUGCAAAAGUUCUUCAGGUUGGACGUGACCGGAAAGCUGGAUGACGAAACGGUGGAGCUCAUGGAAAUGGCACGUUGCGGGGUACCAGAUGUGGCGGAAUAUAACCACUUUCCCAGAGACCUUAAAUGGCAAACAACAAAUGUGACUUUUAGGAUACUAAACUACACUCCGGACCUUAGGAAGUCGGAUGUUGACAGAGCCGUUCGACUUGCUUUUAAUGUCUGGAGUGAUGUGACUCCAUUGAAAUUUAGGAAACUUUAUGAGGGAAACGCUGAUAUUAUGAUCAGCUUUGGAGCAAAAGAACAUGGAGACUUUAACCCAUUUGAUGGACCGGAGGGUCUUCUCGCUCAUGCUUAUCCUCCUGGAAAUGGCAUUGGUGGUGAUACACACUUUGACGAAGAUGAGACGUGGACUAAAGACGAUCAUGCAUUUAAUCUCUUCUUGGUCGCGACCCACGAAUUCGGUCACGCUCUUGGUAUGGCCCAUUCCUCUGACCCCGGGUCACUGAUGUUCCCAGUGUACUCGUAUGCCAAGGGGUACCCUCUAUCUGAAGAUGACAUUAAAGGCAUUCAGUCUCUCUAUGGUCCAAAUCCCAAACACAGAAGGGUCAAGCCAAAGCCUGACGCUCCAACCAAAUGUGACCCUGAACUGAGUUUUGAUGCCGUUACAGAGCUUCGUGGAGAGACCAUCAUUUUUAAAGACAGGUUUUAUUGGCGGCUACAUCCACAAAUGCCUGAACCCGAACAAACCCUGAUAAAAUCUACAUGGCCAGAAAUUCCAAACGAAGUAGAUGCUGCGUACGAGAACCCGGAGAAAGAUGUCGUCAUCUUAUUUAGUGGGAUCAAAAUGUGGGCUCUUAAUGGCUACAAUCUGGUUGAGGGCUAUCCAAAAUACAUUCACAAGCUCGGCCUCCCAAAGACUAUCCGGAAAAUUGAUGCCGCAGUUAACAUCAAAGACACGGGCAAGACUCUGCUCUUCACUGAUGAAGAAUACUGGAGUUAUGACGAGCUAACAGGCACCAUGGACAAGGGCUACCCACGAUCUAUCGAGACAGACUUUCCUGGAAUAGGAGAUGAAGUAGAUGCUGCUGCCUACCAUUACGGAUAUUUGUACUUCUAUCACGAUCAUUUGCAGUUUGAAUACAGUUACAACUCAAGGAAAGUCAUGCGCAUUACGAGGGCUAAUUCAAUACUCAAUUGCUAAGCUAUUAGAAUGUGGAUUUACCAUAAACUGUUAAUCACUGCUGUGAAACGUAUCAUUUAUUUUUAAAACACAAAACUGAGCUGGUAAAUCAGUAAAAAGUCUGUUUUUCUUCAUUCAUUUAUUUAUAAACCAUGAUUCUUGGAAUCAUGUUUUUGGGAUAUUUUAAUAAAUUUACUUUAUAGAAAAUAAGGUGGUGGGCUUGUUGUUGUGUAAGUGCAUGAUGCUAUUAAAGUUGUUGUUUGUUUCUGUCAUGGUUUCUGUCAUA
Molecule: messenger RNA, 1916 nt
Organism: Paramisgurnus dabryanus
Lineage: Eukaryota; Metazoa; Chordata; Actinopteri; Cypriniformes; Cobitidae
Gene: mmp13b
Product: matrix metallopeptidase 13b
Biological process (GO): proteolysis; collagen catabolic process; extracellular matrix organization
Cellular component (GO): extracellular matrix
Molecular function (GO): zinc ion binding; metalloendopeptidase activity
Source: RefSeq, a predicted model, not a curated record